Molecule: messenger RNA, 2956 nt
Organism: Clupea harengus (Atlantic herring)
Lineage: Eukaryota; Metazoa; Chordata; Actinopteri; Clupeiformes; Clupeidae
Gene: rrm1
Product: ribonucleotide reductase M1 polypeptide
Biological process (GO): deoxyribonucleotide biosynthetic process
Cellular component (GO): ribonucleoside-diphosphate reductase complex
Molecular function (GO): ATP binding; ribonucleoside-diphosphate reductase activity, thioredoxin disulfide as acceptor
Source: RefSeq, a predicted model, not a curated record
GGUUCUCUGAUACGUUCAGAGUUCGUGGCGCGCUUUUGGUUCACUUGGCGCUUUCUUCUACAGAAAACUAACAGGAACCUGAUAGUUGCAGUUGGGUUAUCUGUCUAUCUUGUCUUUCAUCGGGUAUUGCUCUUUGAAAUAAAUAAGACAAAGAUGCAUGUGAUCAAGCGAGAUGGGCGCCAGGAGCGCAUCAUGUUUGACAAAAUCACAUCACGUAUCCAGAAGCUGUGCUAUGGACUCAACUCUGACUUUGUGGAUCCGACUCAGAUUACCAUGAAGGUAAUCCAGGGCCUGUACAGUGGCGUCACCACUAUUGAGUUGGACACACUAGCUGCAGAGAUUACUGCUACUCUCACCACGAAGCACCCUGACUAUGCUAUCUUGGCUGCUCGUAUUGCUGUGUCCAAUUUGCAUAAGGAGACGAAGAAGGUCUUCAGCGAUGUAAUGGAAGAUUUGUACAAUUAUGUGAAUCCACGGAACGAACGCCAUUCACCAAUGAUAUCUAAGGAGACGCUUGAUCUUGUUGUUGCCAAUAAAGAUCGUCUCAACUCCGCCAUCAUUUAUGACCGAGACUUCUCCUACAAUUUCUUUGGAUUUAAAACACUGGAGCGGUCCUAUUUAUUGAAGAUUAAUGGGAAAGUGGCGGAGCGUCCGCAGCAUAUGCUGAUGCGCGUGUCCGUGGGCAUCCACAAGGAAGACAUUAGCGCCGCCAUAGAGACGUACAAUCUUCUGUCAGAGAAGUGGUUCACCCAUGCCUCUCCGACCCUCUUCAACGCCGGAACUAACAGACCUCAGCUUUCAAGCUGCUUCCUGCUGGCCAUGAAAGAUGACAGCAUUGAGGGGAUCUAUGACACACUGAAGCAGUGUGCCCUCAUCUCCAAAUCAGCUGGUGGUAUUGGUGUUGCAGUGAGCUGCAUCAGGGCCACUGGAAGCUACAUUGCAGGGACAAAUGGCAACUCCAAUGGCCUGGUGCCAAUGCUCCGUGUGUACAACAACACUGCCCGCUAUGUGGACCAGGGAGGAAACAAGAGACCUGGUGCAUUCGCCAUGUACCUUGAGCCAUGGCACUUGGACAUCUUUGACUUCCUUGAGCUGAAGAAGAACACAGGAAAGGAAGAGCAGAGAGCGAGGGACUUGUUCUAUGGCAUGUGGAUCCCAGAUCUCUUCAUGGAGAGGGUGGAAAAAGAUCAGGACUGGUCUCUCAUGUGCCCCAGUGACUGCCCUGGUCUGGAUGAGUGUUGGGGUGACGAGUUUGUGAAACUGUAUACCAGAUAUGAAAAGGAAGGCAAGGUCAAGCGUACGGUUAAGGCACAGCAGGUGUGGUACGCCAUCAUAGAGUCUCAGACGGAGACGGGCACACCCUACAUGCUCUAUAAAGAUGCCUGCAACCGCAAGAGCAAUCAGCAGAACCUUGGCACAAUCAAGUGCAGCAAUCUAUGCACAGAGAUCGUUGAAUACACCAGCAAGGAUGAGGUGGCUGUGUGUAACCUGGCAUCCAUCGCCCUGAACAUGUACGUCACUUCAGAACGAACCUUUGAUUUCCAAAAAUUAGCCUCCGUCACCAAGGUCAUCGUCAAAAACCUGAACAAGAUUAUUGAAGUCAACUACUACCCCAUUAUUGAGGCAGAGAAUUCCAACAGGAGACACAGGCCUAUUGGCAUUGGUGUUCAGGGUCUGGCUGAUGCCUUCAUCCUGAUGCGCUACCCGUUUGAAAGUGCAGAUGCUCAGCGCCUCAACAUCCAGAUCUUUGAGACCAUCUACUACGCAGCGCUGGAGUCCAGCUGUGAGCUGGCAGAGAAGCUUGGCCCCUAUGAGACCUAUCCAGGCUCACCUGUCAGCAAAGGAAUUUUGCAGCAUGACAUGUGGGAGAAAGUUCCUACAGACCUCUGGGAUUGGAAGGCUCUGAAAGAGAAGAUUGCCAAGCAUGGUGUGAGGAACAGCCUGCUUCUGGCCCCAAUGCCCACCGCCUCUACAGCCCAGAUCCUAGGAAACAACGAGUCCAUUGAGCCAUACACAAGCAACAUCUACACUCGUCGAGUCCUGUCUGGGGAGUUCCAGAUUGUGAACCCUCACCUACUCAAAGACCUGACAGAGCGAGGCCUUUGGAACGAGGACAUGAAAAACCAGCUCAUCUCCCAUAAUGGAUCCAUCCAGGAAAUUGAAGAGAUCCCAGCGGAUAUAAAGGAGCUCUACAAAACUGUGUGGGAGAUCUCGCAGAAGACCAUCAUCAAAAUGUCAGCUGACCGAGGAGCCUACAUUGACCAGAGCCAGUCCCUCAACAUCCACGUAGCAGAGCCUAAUUACGGAAAACUGACGAGCAUGCACUUUUAUGGCUGGAAACAGGGUCUAAAAACUGGCAUGUACUACCUGAGGACCAAGCCUGCAGCCAACCCAAUCCAGUUUACUCUGAACAAAGAGAACCUGAAGACCCCCAACAGAACCGAGGAAGACACAACGGAGAGGAACAGGGCAGCUAUGGUGUGUUCCUUAGAGAACCGUGAUGAUUGUGUGAUGUGUGGUUCUUAAACCUUCCUUGUAAAUGAUUGUGGCCCAGCUGUAGUUUUCUCAUAUCUAAGCCAGUUUGCCCCUGCCCUGUGACGAGUCACCUUUUUAUGAUGGCUCAGCUAUUCAGAGCUUCAGCAUACUGUAGACAUUUGAUUACCACGUCACCAGGUGUAUGUGUAAGAUACAGGCUGUCUCACAUUGUGUUCUUCAUAUUUAUCAUAUUGUACAAUCGUUUGCAAUAAAUUCAACCAUAUCCUUGGCACGUGGGUGCAUUUUCUGAUUGUAUACAGGAGCUCUGUCAUGUGCUUUUUUUUAAUGGUCAUCUGUUUUUUUUUUAUUAAACUAUUUUUUUUCUGAUGAAUAAUAAAUAAAACUGUUGCAUUAACUCUUACCUCUGUAUAGAUCAUUUGCACUGCAUUUCAGUGACCUGAAAUAAAUAUUUAGCAACUAC